UCCACCAAUAGGAGUGCUAGUGUGCUACUGCAACUGUGGCAUAGUACGGCUGCUACUGCUAUUAUGCCACGGCGCUUUACCAUGGAAAAAAACAAAUAUUUUGGUAUUCCUACCCACCCAUUUACUUGCAUACAGUACUCAUCAUUAUUCCUCUCUUUACAUACAGUACUCAUCAAAACCACAUUGCAGAAUCUGCUCUGCUCUCUUUCUCAAAAACCCAAUUAUGACAAGUUCACAAACGUGAUGACGAAGAGGAAGAAAAAUAAGAGCUUGAGGAAGGAAGAAAUAGCAGAAGACUGGUGUUUUGUUUGCAAAGAUGGUGGCCAACUGCUAAUUUGUGAUUAUGGGCGAUGCCUGAAAGCUUAUCACCCUCGAUGUGUGGGGAAAGAUGACUCAUUUUUGACAAGUGAUGGACGCUGGACAUGCAGAUGGCACAGUUGCUUAUUUUGCCACAGAAGUUCAAGUUAUCAUUGUUAUUGCUGUGUAAAUGCUGUAUGCAAUCGCUGCAUCCUUUAUACAGAAUUUGCCCGUAUUAAAGGGAAGUAUGGAUUCUGCAAUGACUGUUUAAAGCUUGCUUUACUUGUGGAAGAAAACAUGGAUGUUGAUUCUGAAGGGGAAAGUGUCAACCUUAGAGACCGGGAGACAUAUGAAGGCCUGUUUAGAGAGUAUUAUGAAACAGUCAAGGAAAAAGAAAGAUUUGACAAAAGCAGUCUUUUUGCUGCUAAAGAUCGAGUGAACAGGGACAAUGAGUACCAACCAACCUCUAAUUUAGAUGAAGGUAGUGAAGAAGAGGAUGAGCAGCUGGUUUCUGACUAUGAAGGUUCGAAUGAUGGGAAACCUCACAAGCGAGGAUGUAAAAAGAAGAGAUAUAAGCUUCAGCAACAAAAAUUGCAACGAAAAGUUAAAUCGAAGAAAAAGGAAUUUAUUGGAUGGGGGUCAAAAGCUCUAGUUGACUUUCUUCAGUUUAUUGGUCAAGAUACUAGUGAAACAUUAUCCCAACAUGAUGUGUCCUUACUAAUAAAUAACUAUGUAAAAAAAAAUGAUCUUUGUGAUCCAGUAAAAAAGAGGAGGAUAAUUUGUGAUGCUAGAUUACAAACAGUCUUAGGUAAGAAAAAGGUUAACAUAGGCAGAAUAUAUAAACUCCUUGAAGCACACUUUGCCGAAAAUGAGCAGAAUUCGGAAGAAGAGGAGCUUGAUGAUGAUCUUGAAGAAAAUGACAGGGAAAUAUUCGUGGCUUCCGAAAUUGGCAAAAAGUCAGAUCCAAACAAGAAACUGACAAAGAAGUAUCUUACUCCAGCUCCGAGUCAAUUUGCAGCCUUGGUCCCUGAAAAUAUUAAACUUGUCUAUUUGAAGAAGAGCCUAGUGCUGGAGAUGAUCAAGCUGCUGCAAUCAAAUGAAAACAAGAUUAUAGGAAGUUUUGUUCGGGUGAAGUCAGAUCCAUGCGAUUACAGUCAGAGAAACUCUCAUCAGCUUGUGCAAAUCACAGGCAUCAAGCAAGGCUCAAUUGGUAAGGGAAAAAAUGAGACUGUUCUUCAAGUUUCAAAUACGUUCAGAGAUAUUUGCUUGAGCAUGCUUUCAGAUGAUGAUUUUACAUCGGAAGAAUGUGAAGAUUUAAGAGAGAGGGUGAAAGCUGGCGUACUUAAAAAGCUUACUGUGGUGGAGCUCGAACAAAGGGCUAGAGUUCUCCAUGAGGAUAUCACAAAGCAUUGGAUUGCUCGAAAGCUAUCUUUGUUGGAGAAACUCAUUGAUCAAGCAAAUGAGAAAGGAUGGAGAUACCAAUUUUGUGAGUAUAUGGAACAAAAAAAGCAUCUACAGAAUCCAUCAGAACAGUCGCUAUUGCUACAUAAUUUUCCCAGAGUAACUCCUGAUGUAGCAGAGCAUGAACCUUUGGCUGAGCACAAGAUCCAUGACGAGCAGGAGCAUCAAUGCUUACAUGAGACAACGCCUUCCAAGGUUGUCAAUGGUAAACAGGAAGACAGAGAAACCUACUCAG
Nicotiana tabacum (common tobacco) is the source of this 1993-nucleotide messenger RNA. The record is from RefSeq and is a predicted model, not a curated record. Lineage: Eukaryota; Viridiplantae; Streptophyta; Magnoliopsida; Solanales; Solanaceae.